This is a messenger RNA of Fomitiporia mediterranea MF3/22, 585 nucleotides long. RefSeq lists its product as uncharacterized. The coding region runs from base 1 to 585 and encodes 194 amino acids. The transcript is spliced from 3 exons. Lineage: Eukaryota; Fungi; Basidiomycota; Agaricomycetes; Hymenochaetales; Hymenochaetaceae. The record is from RefSeq and is a predicted model, not a curated record.
AUGUCGUACCAUCAGGACAGUGGACACGCGCUCUACGAUCCUUGCGAUGAGAGUGGCCUUGAGGCGAUUGUCAAUGCGGACAAAAUAUCCAAUGAUCAAAAAAUUCGGAAUUUACAUCCGUCGGGGAGUUCGGACCUUCGUGCCGAAGCUCCUGUUAGGAUGACGAGGCAUGUACAGGCUGAUAGGACCGAGAAAUGGAAGGAAGGGCUGUUUUAUUGGAUAGGACGUCGUACAUUGUACACUCCCGCCGGAGCUCAAAGUCUACAACCACAACCGCCUCUGCGUGCCUUCAACUCAACCAAGCAACGUUAUCGCCAUCCCAGUCCACCCUCGGCGUCAGAGGGCUAUGUGGAGCGUGACUCCGUGACCGAGAUCCCCCGGACCGUACCUGGACCGGACUUCAGCAACUAUAGGUAUAGGACAAUAAGAGCUCGCUUCUGGAAUGCAUCUGCUGCCAAAAGAGGUAGGCUGUACAGAGCCGUGUCCUACUCGCCGCCCUCGCCGCCUGAUGAUAAUCGUAUCAUUUAUUUGGGUUCGCCAACCCGAAAAUACGGCUCACGAGGACAGGGUCCAGAAGACGGUUAG